Solanum tuberosum (potato) is the source of this 3574-nucleotide messenger RNA. RefSeq lists its product as uncharacterized. Gene Ontology annotation, cellular component: nucleus. The coding region runs from base 153 to 3086 and encodes 977 amino acids. Gene Ontology annotation, molecular function: ATP hydrolysis activity. The transcript is spliced from 20 exons. The record is from RefSeq and is a predicted model, not a curated record. Lineage: Eukaryota; Viridiplantae; Streptophyta; Magnoliopsida; Solanales; Solanaceae.
AACGCUAAUUAAAAAGAGGGACCACAGCCAAAAAACCGGCAACAGAUCUCCAGAAAAUCAGACGGUUCAUAUAAUAUCAUCGUGUACGUGAAAACCCUUUUCAUCAAAAUUCUUUUGAAUCUUGCUUUGUCCUCUCUAAUUUUCCUUUUUGCAUGGCGAAUUCCAAUAUUGUAAUUAAGCAAGAAAUUUUGGAUGAUAAUAGAGGGUUUACGAAGAAGCCGCCGGAGAAAUCUUCACCGGCGCCUCAAUCGGUGUUUAUUGAUCUAACUAGUAGUGAUGAUUCCGACUCCGAUUCCGGUUCCGAUUCCGGUAGUCUUUCCGGUAAUGGUAGUAAUAGGCCGAAGAAGAAGAGGAAGAGUGUACAGGAUGUGAACUUCGCAUUGCCUUUGGGAUUUUUGGAUCCUUUGCCACCGCCUAAGGAACCUCCAUUGCAGUUACCGGCUCCGCCUAAUGGAAGUAAUAGGGAUUUAAGUGUUUCGGGGAGUAAUUGCAAGCAGUUUUGGAAGGCUGGAGAUUAUGAAGGGUCUCCUUCUGCUAGUUCAGGACUAAAAUCAGGUGGUAUAGAUCAUGUCCGAGUUCAUCCCAAAUUCCUACACUCCAAUGCCACAAGUCACAAGUGGGUACUUGGAGCUCUUGCUGAGCUUUUGGACAAUUCAUUGGAUGAGGUGUCCAAUGGAGCAACAUAUGUGAACAUUGAUAUGGUCAAAAACAAAAAGGAUGGGAGCAGAAUGCUUCUGAUUGAAGAUAAUGGUGGUGGGAUGGAUCCUGAGCGAAUGAGGCAUUGCAUGUCUCUGGGAUAUUCUGUGAAAAGCAAAAUGGCUGAUACUAUUGGGCAGUAUGGAAAUGGAUUCAAGACAAGUACCAUGAGACUUGGAGCUGAUGUGAUUGUUUUCUCUCGUUCUGGUGGGAAGCCAGGGAAAAGCCCCACACAGAGCAUUGGAUUGCUGUCCUACACAUUCUUGCGAAACAAAGGAAUGGAAGACAUCAUUGUUCCCAUGCUUGACUACGAAAAAAGAGAAGGGUGGGACAAGAUAAUACGAUCAUCUCCUGGUGACUGGGAUAAAAAUCUUGAGACCAUAGUUGAGUGGUCCCCUUUUUCAAGUGAAGUUGAUCUUCUUAGACAGUUUAAUCCGAUGAAAGGUCAAGGCACUCGGAUUAUAGUGUACAAUUUGUGGGAGGAUGACCAAGGACUACUCGAGCUAGAUUUUGAUGCUGAUCCACAUGAUAUUCAAAUAAGAGGAGUCAACCGUGAUGAGAGGAGCAUACAGAUGGCCAAACAGUAUCCGAACUCCCGGCAUUUCUUGACAUAUAGACAUUCACUAAGGAGCUAUGCAUCAAUUCUAUACCUAAGAGUUGCUCCUGGCUUUCGGAUUAUUCUGCGGGGUAAAGAUGUUGAGCACCAUAACAUAGUAAAUGAUAUGAUGAUGACCCAAGAGGUCACGUAUCGCCCUAUGCCUGGUGCGGAUGGAGUACCCAAAGAUUCCAAUAUGGUGGCUACUGUGAAAAUUGGGUUUGUAAAGGAUGCUAAAUCCCAUAUUGAUGUUCAAGGGUUUAAUGUCUAUCACAAAAAUAGACUUAUUAAGCCAUUUUGGAGGCUUUGGCAUGCUCCUGGAAGUGACGGGCGUGGAGUUAUAGGUGUAUUGGAAGCCAAUUUUGUUGAACCAGCACAUGACAAGCAAGGGUUUGAGCGUACGACAGUUCUUUCAAGACUUGAAGCACGAUUAGUGCAGAUGCAGAAAACUUACUGGUCAACUCUUUGUCACAAAAUUGGGUAUGCUCCUAGGCGGAAUAGGAAAGCUAUUGCACGAGAGAAUUCUCCUGAUUAUCUUCCUUCAGCAUCUCAAUCGAAACAUAAUAGUUCCGGAAAGUCAUCUGAGAAGAGCAAUGGUGUUGGGCACCUUAAUGGCAAGCAUGAUGGCAAAACCAGAAGAUCUAGAAACAUACCAAGUUCUUUGGAGCCAUCAACUUCUGCCGAAGAUGACAGCGAUGAUAGUGUCCAAGUUGUCCUUCCAAAGAAUCAACCAGGUGGACAUCAGAAGCAUACUAAUGGAAAAGAUGGCUAUCAACCAGGUGGACAUCAGAAGCAUACUAAUGGAAAAGAUGGCUAUCAACCAGGUGGACAUCAGAAGCAUACUAAUGGAAAAGAUGGCUAUCAACCAGGUGGACAUCAGAAGCAUACUAAUGGAAAAGAUGGCUAUCAACCAGGUGGACAUCAGAAGCAUACUAAUGGAAAAGAUGGCUAUCAACCAGGUGGACAUCAGAAGCAUACUAAUGGAAAAGAUGGCUAUCAACCAGGUGGACAUCAGAAGCAUACUAAUGGAAAAGAUGGCUAUCAACCAGGUGGACAUCAGAAGCAUACUAAUGGAAAAGAUGGCUAUCAACCAGGUGGACAUCAGAAGCAUACUAAUGGAAAAGAUGGCUAUCAACCAGGUGGACAUCAGAAGCAUACUAAUGGAAAAGAUGGCUAUCAACCAGGUGGACAUCAGAAGCAUACUAAUGGAAAAGAUGGCUAUCAACCAGGUGGACAUCAGAAGCAUACUAAUGGAAAAGAUGGCUAUCAACCAGGUGGACAUCAGAAGCAUACUAAUGGAAAAGAUGGCUCUCGGGUUAUGCAUUCACCGCCAGGCUUUGGACAAAGAGUUGCUGAGCAAGUAUGUUCUCCUGGUGGAAGCCUCAAGCGAGUUACUAGAAGUUCAAGAUCAAAGGGAGAUGCUGAUGAGAAUGAGGGCAUGCUGCCAGAUAACCUCACGGAGUCUCUAGAGCAGUUAAAAGCAGAGAAUCGUGAGCUUAAAGAAAGGUUGCGGAGGAAAGAGGAAGAGAUUUUAGGUGAUUUGUUACGUGAUUUACAACUUGAAAGAGAGAGAUCCAAAUCACUUGAAGCUCAGCUGCAGGAGUCGACUAGAAAAAUAGAGGAACUUAACAAGGAGCAAGAAAGUUUAAUAGACAUAUUCACGGAGGAGAGACAACGCCGUGAUAUGGAGGAGGAGAACUUGAGAAAGAAGUUGAAGGAUGCAUCAAAUACUAUACAAGAGCUUCUUGACAAGGUGCAGGUUCUGGAGAAGACAAGGUCUGUCAAUCAUAGGUAGUUUAAAUCAUCUAAGGAACUCACAGUCUCUCUUGGUUGUCCAUGCUGUAUAUAUUAUGAGUGAGCCAUAGCACCAAAAUCCGUAGGAACGUUAUUUUGGUGCAGUGGUUUUAACCUAAUUGUGUUUCCACUGCUCUUGAGCUCCGGGCACACAGGCAUUGCUCAUUUCUUCUCCAAGUUUCGGUUGUCUUGCCUAGUAGGGUGGUUUAGAGUGAACCUCGAUUCCCUAUUAUCUUUAGAACCUGAAGCCUCUCCCCUCUUCUUAGCUUUGAGGUGUGCUAGAAUUGACAUUUUCUGUUGCCUUGCAAGGUUAGGAGAAAUAUCAAUGCCAAUUUUUUUCUCAGGAAGAUGUGCCACUGUUUUGUAAAUAUUCUAGAAAAUGGCAAGACUUAUUGCCCUCUAAUUUCUAAUUUGAUGGAGAUGCUGGUGACAUUCUUUAUUUUUAUCCAACAACUUUGCAGUGAUAAUUUCAAUAUCUUUGCUGUGAUA